AUGCCUUCUUCUAAGAGCGCUCCCGUCAUUGACUUCUCCGACUUCUUGUCUGGGGACAAGGCACGGAUGCAGCAUUGUGCUGACCAGAUUCGAGAUGCUUGUCUUACCCAAGGAUUUUUCCAGAUCGUUGGCCAUGACAUUCCUGCCAGCCUUCAAAAGGAUAUCUUCAAAGCAUCAAAGACUUUCUUUGCGCUGCCGUUGGAGGAAAAGAUGAAGCUUGAUAAGUCAUUGAACAAAUACAACCGUGGAUACGAAGUCAUGCACGGCCAAAUGAUCGAGGCCAACACCAAGCCCGAUCUCAAAGAGGGCUACUAUGUAUCUCGUGAUUUGCCCAUGGACCACCCUCAAGUCAAGGCAGAGAAGUUUGCCCAUGGCCCCAACGUGUGGCCCGAGUCUCUGGGAGAGUCUUUCCGAGAGACUUGCAUGGACUAUUUGAACCGCAUUAUGAAGCUUACGGAGGAAGUUAUGCGCGCUAUGGCCAUGAGCUUGGGCUACGAUGCAGACUACUUCCAAGAGUUUUGCACCGACCCCAUGUGCUUCUACAAGUUGCUUCACUACCCACCCCAGCCCUCGUCAGCUCAUGCUCUUCAAAGAGGUAUUGGUGCUCACCGCGAUUUUGGUGUCAUCACUUUGCUCCUUCAAGGCGAUGUUGCUGGCCUCGAGGUCUGGGAUGAGGAGGUCAAGGACUGGUACCCCGUUCCUCCUGUUGAGGGAGCCUAUGUUGUCAACAUGGGCAACCUGUUUGAGCAGUGGACAAACGACAAGUACAUUUCCAAUGUGCACCGUGUCAUCAACCGCUCUGGAGAGGAGCGUUACAGCAUCCCGUUCAACUACAACGGCAACCCCGAUUUCGUUAUUAAGUGCAUCGAGAAGUGCCGCGUUAAGCCCGAGGAAGAGAAAUAUGCUCCAGUCAGCGUUGAGGACUACGUGGUUCAGAAGUAUAAGGACGUUUAUGGUCGUGUUGGUAUUUACAAGACUGAGACAUUUGCUCCUCAGAAGGUCGAUGCUUAA
This is a messenger RNA of Trichoderma aggressivum f. europaeum, 1011 nucleotides long. RefSeq lists its product as uncharacterized. The transcript is spliced from 2 exons. The coding region runs from base 1 to 1011 and encodes 336 amino acids. Lineage: Eukaryota; Fungi; Ascomycota; Sordariomycetes; Hypocreales; Hypocreaceae. The record is from RefSeq and is a predicted model, not a curated record. Gene Ontology annotation, molecular function: 2-oxoglutarate-dependent dioxygenase activity.